This is a messenger RNA of Owenia fusiformis, 3236 nucleotides long. The record is from the annotation of a GenBank genome assembly. Lineage: Eukaryota; Metazoa; Annelida; Polychaeta; Sabellida; Oweniidae.
AAAUCGACGAGUUUUAAUGAAUAUAAGUACCCGGAUGUACAGACAAGAACGCGGUGGUACUUUAAGAUAUUAGGGAUGUUGAACAAUAAAUGACUAAUGCUUUAAUACCACCUAAAAGUCAACAAGAGGAAAACAACAAAACGACAUCAUGGGGUACUGAAUAGGUACCACUUUCUCAAGAGGACAAUGAGAAAAAUCCUUAAGAUUCCGAUGAUGUAAAAGAUAUGAGACGCUUCAUGAAUUCAGUGUUAGAAAUAGCACUUUUCUUCGCCUUGAUAGUAUGUAGAAUAGACUUAACCAAAGGUGGAUACACAGCGACUGUACAGACAAGUAGCGACUGGUACGCUGGUACGGACGGAGACGUAAAGAUUAGAGUAUACGGAGUCAAGACCGGUUAUUCUACUUACGACACGGGGUACAUCUUGCUAGAUAGUGCUGCUAAUGACUUUGAAGGAGGAUCGACGAGAGCGUAUUCUCUGGGAAGCUAUGACGCCGGUUACGUAUACCAAGUGAUCAUUGGAUUCAGUACAAGUUGUUGCUGUGGAUCGGAUUGGAAACUUAAUAGGGUAGUGCUACAGGAUAAUCUCCGUAGUAUCACUUACCUCUUCAACUAUUACAAUUGGGUCUACUGUGACAACUGGGUCACCUUCACUCAUCCAGUGAAUGGUAACUGGGCGAGCUGGGGUUCCUAUGGCUCGUGUAAUAGGGCUUGCGGUGGCGGUCAGAAAACGAGAACCAGGUCAUGUACCAAUCCUGUACCGAAGAACGGAGGUAAUAGCUGUUCAGGAAGUAGCGGCCAGACUAUAGCGUGCAACACACAUUGUUGUCCAGUGAAUGGAGGAUACAGUGGAUGGUCGGGAUGGGGGUCAUGCAACAAAGCAUGCGGGGGAGGUCAGAAAUAUGCAUCCCGAACAUGUACGAACCCGUCCCCUUCCUGUGGUGGAAGCUCCUGUGGAGGUUCUUCUACGAAAUCAUCUUUGUGUAACACGCAUUGUUGUAGAGUAAAUGGUGGAUGGCGGAUCUGGAAUUCGUGGCAAUCAUGUAGCAGGGCCUGCGGUAGUGGAACACGUGUUCGGACAAGGUCAUGUACCAAUCCAUCACCAUCCUGUGGUGGUUCGUCGUGCUCCGGGUCUUCUACAUCAUCAUCUAAUUGUAACACUCAUUGUUGUGCAGUGAACGGUGGUUGGCGUAGCUGGAGUGGCUGGCAGUCAUGCAAUAAGGCGUGUGGCGGAGGGAUACGCUCUCGGACUAGGGCGUGUGACAAUCCCUCGCCAUCUUGCGGCGGAGCUACUUGUUCCGGGGUUUCUACAUCAACGUCCACUUGUAACACACAUUGCUGUCGAGUCGAUGGUGACUGGGGAGAUUGGGGUGCGUGGCAGGCAUGUAGCGUGGCUUGUGGUGGUGGGACAAAAUCGAAAACAAGGUCCUGUAACAACCCGGCGCCAUCUUGUGGAGGAGCGACGUGUAUCGGCUCGGCGACAUUAACGUCCAAUUGCAAUACACACUGUUGUGCAGUUAAUGGCGGUUGGAGUACCUGGGGAGUUUGGGAUGCAUGUAGUCUACCAUGUGGUGGUGGUACUCAAUCAAGAACUAGAACAUGUGAUAACCCAGCGCCAUCUUGUAGUGGAGCAAGUUGUUCCGGUGAUCUGACGUCCACAUCUGCAUGUAACACCCAAUGCUGUCCAGUUGACGGGGGAUUGUCAUCAUGGAGCUCGUGGAGUGUGUGUACUGCUGUAUGUGGUGGUGGACAACAGACCCAGACAAGAACCUGUGAUAAUCCUACCCCAUACUGCAGUGGUAACUCUUGUAUAGGUGUCACUACCAACUCCACAGACUGUAAUACGCAUGCGUGUCCGAUUGACGGGGGUUGGAGCGUAUGGGCAAAUGGUACAUGUUCGGCGUCGUGUGGACCCGGUAUAGAGACGCAAACUCGGACGUGCACGGACCCAGUCCCCGCCCAUGGUGGUGCAGACUGUCUGGGAGAAUCCACACGGAACCUGACAUGUGACAUACAGCCGUGUCAUGGUACAUCAACAAUUGGAGCCACAACUCCAUUAAAUACAGACACAACUAUUGAAGCAACAACUUCAUUGUGUACAGACACAGAAAUUGAAGCCACAGCUCAAAUAAAUUCAGCCAAAGCAGUCGAAGCCACAACUUUAUUGGAUACAGCCAUAAUAAUUGAACCUACAGUUCCGUUAAAUACUGUCACAGCAAUUGAAUUAACGAAUUCAUUGGAUACAGACACAACAAUUGAAGCAACAACUCCAUUGGAUACAACCACAGCAAUUGAAGACAUAACUCCAUUGAAUUCAGCUAUAGCAAUUGAAGCCAUAGCUUCAUUUGAUACAGCUACCAUAAUUGAAGCCACAAAUCCAUUGGAUACAGCCACAACAACUAAAGCCUCAAUUCCUUUCAAUACUGUAACAGCAACGGCCGAAUCAACACUUCCAUUGGAUACAGCCAUUGAAGCCACUGUUCUAUUGAAUGAAGCCACAGCAAUUGAACCUACAAAUUCAUUAGAUACAGACACAACAAUUGAAGCAACAUCUCAUUUGGAUGCAAGUACAAUCACGGCAAUUGCAACCACACCUCCAUUGACUUCAGCCAUAUCAGUUGAACCCACAACUUCAUUGUAUGUAGCCACACUAACUGAGGUCAUAUCUUCUUCAGGUACAGACCCAACUGAAGCUACAACUCCAUUGAACACUGUCACAGCAAUUGAAGCCAUAACUUCAUUGAAUACAGCCACCAUAGCUCUGAACACAGCCACAUCUACAACUGAAAUAAAAACCACAACAUCACUAGAUACAACCACAAUAAUUGAGACCACAACUCCAUUGGAUACCACCACAACAAUUCAGGCCACAACCUUAGUGGAUACAACCACAUCAAUUGAGGCCACAACUUCACUGGAUACAACCACAACAAUUGAAGCCAUAACUCCAUUGGAUACAACCACACUGAUUGAAGCCACAACUUCACUGGAUACAACCACAACAAUUGAUGCCACAACACCAUUGGAUACCACAACAAAUGAGGCCACAAACUCAUUAGAUACAACUUCAACAAGUGGGGCCACAACUCUAUUGUAUACAACCACAAUACUUGAGGCCACAACUCCAUUGGAAACAACAUCAAUAAUUGAGGCCACGACUCUAUUGGAUACAACCAUAACAAUUGAGGCCACAACUCCGUUGGAUAAACCACAACAAUUGAGGCCACAACCUCAUUAG